This is a messenger RNA of Corvus hawaiiensis (hawaiian crow), 1113 nucleotides long. RefSeq names its product IMP U3 small nucleolar ribonucleoprotein 4 (gene IMP4). The record is from RefSeq and is a predicted model, not a curated record. Gene Ontology annotation, cellular component: nucleolus; small-subunit processome; Mpp10 complex. Gene Ontology annotation, biological process: rRNA processing. Gene Ontology annotation, molecular function: rRNA primary transcript binding; snoRNA binding. Lineage: Eukaryota; Metazoa; Chordata; Aves; Passeriformes; Corvidae. The coding region runs from base 310 to 927 and encodes 205 amino acids. The transcript is spliced from 9 exons.
UGCUGGGAGGUGCCGGCGUGCGAGGAGCGGCGCGGAGCGGAGCGGCCGCGACCAUGCUGCGCCGCCAGGCCCGGGAGCGCCGGGAGUACCUGCAGCGCCGGGCGCGGGGAGCAGCAGCAGCAGCGGCAGCGGGAGCGCAGGGAGAGCCUGCGGCGGGCGCUGGACGAGAACCGGCUGCUGCCCACGGAGCUGCGGCACGAGGCGCUGGCACUGCAGAAGGAGCUCGAGUUCGACUUCGAUGCCCCAGGGGAGACGGGAGGUGGCCAGGAUGACGAGUACCGGUGGGCGGGGCUGGAGCCCCCCAAGGUGAUGGUGACAACCUCGCGGGACCCCAGCGCCCGCCUGCGCCUCUUCGCCAAGGAGCUGUGCCUGCUGCUGCCAGGGGCGCGGAGGAUGAACCGGGGCCGGGCCGAGCUGGGUGCCCUGGUCGGGGCCUGCCGGGCCGCGGGGGUCACCGACCUGCUGGUGCUGCACGAGACCCGCGGGCGGCCCGACGGGCUGACCGUGUCCCACCUGCCCCACGGCCCCACGGCCCAUUUCACCCUGAGCGGGGCCGUGCUGCGCCAGGAGGUCGGGGGGCUCGGGGGGGCCCCGCUGGCCGCCCCCCAUCUGCUGCUGCUGCGCCUGGACUCCACUCUGGGAAAAAGGGUUGGGACCAUCCUGAAGCACCUGUUCCCCGUCCCACGCCCCGACAGCCGCCGCGUGGUGACGUUCGCCAACGAGGACGACGUCAUUUUAGUGCGGAACCACGUGUACCGGCGCCGGGGCCGGACGGUGGAGCUGGAGGAGGUGGGACCCCGCUUCCAGCUGCGGCCCUACCUGAUCCGCCUGGGGACCCUGGAGCAGGGGGACGCGGCCGACGUGGAGUGGCGCUGGCACCCGUACACGGCCACGGCCCCCAAGCGCCGCCUGCUCAGCGCCACCUGAGCCCCCCAGGACCCUCCCGAGCACCUGGAGAACCCCCCCGGGACCCCCCCGGGCAGGUGGGACCCACCUGGAGAGCUGAGAGCACCUCGGUAGCUGAGCCCCCUCUGGACGCCUGGGAGUGCACCAGGCAUGUCUGGGUCAAUGGGAAUGGGUUUUUAUUUGGCACAAUAAAUGGUUUUUCUCUAA